Molecule: messenger RNA, 4275 nt
Organism: Cyprinodon tularosa
Lineage: Eukaryota; Metazoa; Chordata; Actinopteri; Cyprinodontiformes; Cyprinodontidae
Gene: ddx24
Product: DEAD (Asp-Glu-Ala-Asp) box helicase 24
Exons: 8
Coding region: 226-2709 (827 amino acids)
Cellular component (GO): nucleolus
Molecular function (GO): ATP binding; RNA helicase activity; nucleic acid binding
Source: RefSeq, a predicted model, not a curated record
AGAAGAAGAAGUAAAAAACUGUCAUGGCGGCGCCCUCGUGUCAUGUGCUGUCUGAUUUGCCCGAAGUCGCUUUACUGUAGACAAACUGUUGUUAUUGAUAAUCUUCAGGUAGACAUUCAUUUAUUUAUUACCGAGGUAUAACUUUGGAAAAAUCUGAUAUAUUUUUAAAGCGCGUGGCAGCUUACUCCAGGAUUCAGUUGGGAAAUCUGUUGAGUUUGGAGCAAAAUGAAGCAAAAGAAGGCAAAAACUGGAGAAAAACGUCUCUCCUCAGUAAAACGGAGCUUCGAUAUGAAAGGCAAAUGGAAACCAGUGGAGCUGGACCCUCAUUUAUUCUCUCAGGAAGGCCUGCAGGACUUGGUUUGCUUUGAAGAGCUGACAUCUUACAGUCUGGUAGACAGCAGCAAGGCUGCAAAACAGCUGAAAAAGGAAAAGAAACGGGCAAAGAAGAGAGGAGCCGAGCAAACUGGAGAGGAAGCAGCCGAACCUGCUAAGAAGAAAAAGAAGAAACAUGAGAAGGUGGCUUCAGGUGAUCCAGAGACCAACGAGGACCUGAUGGAGGAAGGUGAAGCUGCUACUAAGCAGGAUGGAGAGGGUGAGAAAGAAUCAGCAGCCAUCUCUGAACAUGCUCAGUCUAUUAACACAGAUAAGAGAGAAAAGAAGAAGAAAAAUAGGCAGAAAAUGAAAAAAUUAGACCAGGUUGCAAUCACAGAGGAACAGACCGACUUCAAACCUCCUGAAAAAGAAAAACCAAGUCAGAAUCAAAGAAAGCCCAAAAUGCAGACAAAGAACUGGACAGAAGCAGCACUUUCUGGUUCUGAGGAGAAAAAUUCGGAUGUGAGCGCUUGGAAGGACCUGUACGUCCCCUCUGAAGUGCUGAAGGCUUUAAGCAGGCUGGGUUUCACUUCACCCACUCCCAUUCAAGCCUUGGCUUUGCCUCCAGCCAUCAGAGAUCGCAUGGACAUCCUUGGGGCGGCUGAGACCGGAAGUGGUAAGACUCUAGCUUUUGGUAUUCCCAUGAUCCACACCAUCCUGGAAUGGAAGAGCAGCUCAAGGAAGACGACUGAUCCAGGCGACAAGGAGGAGCCCAAAUCGGGAGAUCAGCAGGAUGACGUGGUGGAGGCUCCAGAGGAGGAGGAUGAGAGCGAAGUAUUUCAGGCUGAGACGGGCUCUGAUGAGGAGGAAGAGAAGGCUGAGGAUGACGAGCAGCUGGGGUGUGUCCGAGUGAUUGAUGAUGCAGAGUUUGAUUUCAAGGAAAAGACCAAUGAUGGACAGAACCGGCCUCUCCUCGGACUGAUUCUCACUCCAACCAGGGAGCUGGCUGUUCAGGUCAAACACCACAUCGAUGCUGUCGCUAAAUUCACAGACAUCCAAACAGCCAUAGUGGUGGGUGGAAUGUCGCAGCAGAAACAACGGAGGAUGCUGAAGCGCAGGCCGGAGAUUCUCAUCGCUACUCCAGGACGUUUGUGGGAUUUGAUCAAGGAGCAGCAUCCUCAUCUGGUUAACCUCAGGCAGCUAAAGUGUCUGGUGAUUGACGAAGCCGACCGCAUGGUAGAGAGAGGUCACUUUGCUGAGCUGGAGAGCCUCCUGGAGAUGCUGAGCACCACACACUUCAAUCCCACCAGACAGACAUUCGUCUUCUCCGCCACUCUGACCAUGGUCCACGGUUUGCCCAGCCGCGUCCUGCAGAAGAAGAAGAAGCUGGACAACAGGAGCAAACUGGAAAUCCUCAUGGAGAAGGUGGGGAUUAAGUCCAAACCGAAAGUCAUUGACCUCACCAGGAAGGAGGCCACCGUGGAGACCCUCACCGAAACGCAGAUCCAUUGUCAGAAGGAGGAGAAGGACUUCUAUCUGUACUACUUCCUGCUUCAGUAUCCUGGUCGCACCAUGGUGUUUGCCAACAGCAUCGACUGCAUCAAACGGCUCACUGCUCUGCUGGCCAUCUUGGACUGCUGUGCUCUCCCUCUGCAUGCCAACAUGCACCAGAAGCAACGGCUCAAAAACUUGGAACGCUUUGCUGAAAGAGAGAACUGCGUUCUUCUCACCACUGAUGUGGCGGCGAGAGGCCUCGACAUCCCCGACGUUCAGCAUGUUAUCCACUAUCAGGUUCCUCGAACAUCAGAGACCUAUGUUCAUCGUAGCGGCCGCACGGCGAGAGCCGCCAAGGAGGGUCUCAGUCUAGUGCUCGUAGGCCCAGAUGAUGUGAUGAACUUCAAAAAGAUUUCCAAGACUCUUGGAAAGGAAGAGGAGCUAACCUUGUUCCCUGUGGAGAACAAAUGCAUGGAGGCCAUCAAGGAGCGAGUGAACAUUGCCAGGAAGAUAGAAAAGAUUGAGUUCUACAACAGCAGAGAGAAGCAGCAUGACUCCUGGUUCAAGAAGGCAGCAGAGGCCAUGGAGUUGGACCUGGAUGAUGAUCUCCUUAUGGGUGGAGCUAAAGAGCAAGAGGUAGACCGGGAGCAGCAGAGGAUGGUAAAGGGGUUGAAGAAGCAUUUAAAGCAUCUAAUUACACAGCCAAUAUUUAAGAAUUUGGUCAGAACAAAGUACCCAACUAAAAUGGGAAAACUCGCCCUGGCAAACAUGGUCGCCAUGGGGACGGAAAGCGCUCUGACCAGGAUUUCAGGACAGAAGAAUGGACAAAAGCUGAAGAUAGGCCUUCCUCAGCAGCAGAAAGGAAAAAGGCAGAGGAAAAGACGGGGGAAGAAGCAGGUGUGAGGUGGUUUAACCAAACAGUUGUGAAUCUCACACAAUAUAGAUUAAGAAUAGCUGCUUAUUGUGUGGCUAUUUUGAUGGACUGAUAUUUUAUAAAAGUCGCUUUUCAUAAGGGUCUAAAAGCCUCGUAUGUGUUUUUAUUUAGUUUAAAGGUGCUGUUAUUUCCUGAGCUUGUCCGGAUUGAGUUUGUCUGUAGAGAAUGUUGUAAUGCGACAUCUGGUAGAGAAGAUGCACGGAGGGAUCCGCUCCCUCUGGGAUGAUGUGGUGGACCAGCUGCCGUUCAUCCCCCUCCAUAGACACAAUGUGGAUCCCGAUGUCCAGAGCCUGGGACACUGCCAAGAUGUCCACGUGGUCGCACUCCAUAGCCAUCACCUCCACUUCCUGAAUGAGGCAGAGGGAAGACUUCAUCAGCGCCUUGGAUCCAUUUGAAACUUAAAUUUUCCCAGCAGAGUUUUAUUAACUACCUGACGACAGUACACCUUUAGAUCCGGUGCCUCCACAAAGUUGCAGAAGAAUUCUGCGUGGGUUUGAAGGUGCGCAGAUGUGAGGAGCCUGAGGAACUGCACCACGCUGUCUGAGAUGAGCUGCUCGUUAAAGAGCCUGAGGAGGACGUCUUCAUGCUCUGCAGCCAUGCACUGAUCCACCACAUGGAAAACCUGCAGAUCAAACCAGCCAUCAGCCAAAACACGUAAACAGAGCUGAGGAGGCAGGAAAUAUUUAUUUUCUUUAGAAAAUGCAUUCAAGGCUGUGCGUGUUUGGAUAAUUAUUGAUCCAAGUGCCAAAAAAGUUUACAAGCAGUCACCUAAAGCUCAAACCAGUUAGACUCAGUCAACUGGUUUGGGCUUUCUGUGGCUGCUUACGUUUGCAGACUUAUUAAACAAGUAGAAACGCAAGUGAAACAAAGAUAAUUAAAAUGUUUAGCUGCUGUUUGGAAAUCCUUGAAAUUAGCAACAGUAUUCAAUAAAUAAAGGUGUAUAACUCGACCUCAAAGGUGGGCUUUCAUAAAUUGACCCUUUAACUUAUCUUUAAAUUUGCAGUAAAAAGACUUGUAAUCUUGUUUCUGAUUGUUUUAUUACUAUUUUCACCCUUAACCCCACACUGCUCCCCGGGCGCCACACAAUGGCAGCCAACUGCUUCCCAAGGGGAUGGGUAAUAUGCAGAGGUAAAUUUCUCCAAUGUGAGAUCAAUAAAGUUCUAUUAUCAUUAUUAAAAUUCCUUGAUGUUGCUUUCAGGUAGUCCUAUUUAACUUCAAACAAGUAAAAAAAAAUGCAAGCUUAUUUUAGCAUGAAUCUCUGGCCUCAAAUUUAUUUAACGUCUUAGGAAGGUCGGACGUCAUGGAUGAAUCUCUGUAAUAAUUUUUUUUUAUUUAGAGGAGGAAAGCGGGGACAAAGGUGUUGUGCAAGAGGACGCAAUGGUGGCAGGGGCUUGGUUAGGUGUAGAAGGCUACAGCCGUACAUGAUUGAGCCCUUGCCUCACAACGCUGCCAGUUCUGUUAGCUCUACGCCUGCUGAAGACACAGACAUCCAUCCCAGUGAACACUUGGACGGAACUCAAUGGGAAAGUAAAUUA